AUGUCAAGAAGAAUGGAUAUUUCAUCAUUGCUCUGCGACGACAACAACAACGACGACGACGAUGACAACGACGACCAGCUCGGUCCAAGUUCACCUGUUAUACUAGCACCACAUCUUCGUGGCAAACACGCACAGAGCAUGCAUAUUCAACCACGCGACAUUUCUCCAACUCUUCCCCCAAUGCCACCAAGAACUAUCGAUGCUCUAUUACACCAUCCUACUACUAGACCUAAUUCUUCUUCUUCAGUAAACGCUCUACUCAAUCCUCGUCCAGAACACCGAGUUCGUUCAUCUUCUACAUCUUCUCCUCUAGCUGCACCAUAUCCACCUUCAUACAUGUCUCAUCCACGCACGGGCCUUGACGCACUAGUCCAUGCUGCAUCUGAAGAACGUAGGCGCAUUAGUGCAGGUUCCUCUGCCAGCGAAUCAAGUAGCCCAGUUAACAUUGUCCACCCUCCUUCCCGCGCUUAUCCAUACGCAUACAAAGAUGACUCACCUCGUCCACACAAGAGAAUCCGCGACUCACGCUCUCCAUCACCACACCACCCAACUCUCUCUUCCAUCCGUUCAGCCCCAAGCCCAACUGCUAGCGCUCUCAGCUCUAGUCUCACAGGCCCCGGAAUGCCCCAUCUAGCAUCUCCCCUGAAUAUACCCUUGUCAGGUCCCGGAAUAACGCCCCCGCAUUAUCAGCCUGCACCCGUACAUCGAUCUCCAAUUCUGCCACCCCCCGCCCGACAUUCCCCUGUCGUCCCUACACGAAUGUCCCCUAUCGUAUACGCUGCAAUGCGUUCUGACGUCCCCCGUCUAGCCAGAGCAGUAUGGGAUGAAGAAGAGGUCGAUGAUGUGAGAAGGCGUGACGAUGUCCGUACAGUCCUCAGGCAUGAUGAGCCACGGAUAAGGGAAGAGUAUCGCCAGCAUGAUCCUGUACUAGAUCACCGCGAGGACCGCCACAGGCAAGAACUCGAGAUCCGCCAACGACAAGAACACGACCUCCGCCAGCGUCCGGAAAACGAGAUCCGUCAGCGCCACCCUACAGAACUCGCCAUGCUUAGACAGCGUGAAGAGAUCCUUCGACAACAAGAACUUGAGCGCUGGCAAGGAGAGGAUAUUCUCCGCGCACAAGAAGAAGCUGGUGCAAAGAAAGUAGAAGAGAUGCGCGGCCGACGAGAAUCAUCGCAUCACUCUCCUCGCGAUGAACCCCAGCGCCAGAAACGGGAGAGAUCCUUACAUCUCCAGUCAUCCUCACAUCGUCCCAAACGUGAUUCUUCCAUGCACCGCACCCGUGAUCCCCUCCACCCAGACGACAUGAACCCUCAAUACCUCGAACAGCUGAUGAGACAACGUGACCAGGAAUUGUUGCGCCAGCAAGAGGCGAGGAGACAGGAGAUUGAGCGUGAGUUGCAGCGCCAAGAGCUAGAGCGCUGGCAGGGCGAGGAGAUCCUUCGACAACAAGAAGAGGCUGCUGCUCGACAGGCAGAGUUGCGCCAGGAACAGCGCCGUCGGGAAGAGAUAGUGAAACUCGAGAGGGAGGCGGAGGCAAGGAGACGCGAAGAAGAAGAAACCCGGCUGAAGGCUGAACGCAUUCGUGCAGAAGCCGAGCAGCGCCAGCAGGAAGAACUCAUUCGCAAGCGGCAGGAAGAGGAAAUUGAGAAGCGACGCCGUCAAGAAAAGCUCGAGAAACGGAGAGCGGAAGAAGAACUUGAGCACAGACGACAGGAAGAAGAGGCUGAGCGUCGACGACAAGAAGAGGAGGUUGAACGCCGAAGACAGGAAGAAGAAGCCGAAUGCCGACGUCGGGAGGAAGAUCGACGUCGUGCUGCAGAAGCAGAGCGUCAGCGUGCCGAGACUGAGCUACGCCAACGCGCAGAAGCAGAGCGUGCUGAACUUGAGCACCGUCAACGGGUCGAACGCGAACGGCGCCGCCUCGAAGAAGAGCGGAAACGCCAAGAAGAUAUCGAGCGCAUGCAGCGCGAGGUCAUGCUCUACCAGCAGCGAGAGGAGGCGGUGCUCAAGCAGCGAGAAGAGGCACGCAAACUUCUGGAGGAAGAUCGCGCGCGCAAACUGCGUGAACAGGCUGAGAGGAAAGAGCGGGAGGACCUCGAGCGCAAACGUCUCGAGGAGCUCGAACGGCAGGCGCAGCGAGAGGAAACUGAACGCAGGCAGAAAGAGGAGACCGAGCGCCAGCGUGCAGAGCUCGAACGCAAACAAUUGGAGGAAGCUGAACGCCACCAGCGAGAAGCAGCCGAGCGAUUGCGGCUGGACGAAGAGGCUGAACGUAAGCAACGGGAGGACCUCGAACGCAAGCACCGGGAGGAGCUUGAACUCCAACAACUCGCAGAGGAGCAGCGCCAACGGGAAGAGCAGCUACAACGAGAGGAACAGCGUCAACGGGAAGAACUCCAGUGGAAACAACGCGAGGAAGCCCUACGACGACAACAAGAAGAGCUUGCGCUUCAACAACAGCAAGAACUCGAACGGCGACAGCAGCUUGAGCAGAUGCAACUGGACGAGCUCCAACAAGAUGAGGACGUGGACAUGGUUCCAGACAAUGCUGAAGGCGAGGUCCACAAUGACGAGCAUCCCCACGAUUCGCGGCAAUCACCAUCUCAUGACGUCCCAACCCUACCUGCCUCUACAUCCGGUUCCCCGGCUAUCGAACGAUCUCCCCCGGCAAGCGAUGACAGCGCGGAGCGCAACUUGCCUCCAAUGUAUCGUGGCAAGGCAAAGGUACAUUCUCCAUCGCUCCCGCCUCCCUCACCAAGUAAGGUAGAGGAGCAGGAGAUGCGCGUGCCUUCUCCCGUCCACGCCACUGCCCCCACUCCCGUGGAAGGUUCUGUAUCUCCACCAUCCCCUAUACAUCCAUCUUCCACUCGCGUGUCUCCUGCUCGACCAUCCCCCGCUUCCCAGUCUCCCCCACACAAGCCCGACCCCUCUUCUAUGGAUGUAGACGAGGAGCUCUUGAGUCUCAUUGAAGAUCGCCCAUCAUCACAUCACAAAGCCUCACGUCCAAAACCCAAACCGUCGCCUUCUCCGUCACGCCCGUCACCUCCAGAUGACGAGGUCAUGCCUCCUCCCGCUGUCCCUGCAAAAAAGAAGGAGCCAGCAAAGGCCGGGAAGAAGAAAGGCGUGACAGCUCCCAAGCCCGCCCCGAAACCGAAACCACCACCGAAACCACGUACAAAACCUCCUCCAAAGACAAAAGCCAAGGAUCCAACACCGAAAGAUGUUCUCAAAAACAGUCUCUUUGCGAAGCAUGCUGCCGCCUCACGGUCACGCUCUGCGUCUGUGAUGCCUGUGGACGCAAAGGAAGAACCUGAAGACGAGGACAGUGACAGGGAGGACGAUAAGCUGUACUGCGUGUGCAAAACACGAUACGACGAAGAUCGAGUCAUGAUCGCAUGCGAUCGAUGUGACGAGUGGUAUCAUACGCAGUGCGUCAGCAUGCCCGAUCUAGAGGUUGAUCUUGUGGAUCAAUUUAUCUGUCCGCCAUGCAUGCAAAGUAAUGCUCACUUGCACCUUCAGACGACGUAUAAGCGCCGCUGCUUUUUCGGGUUGAAGCAUACAGACCCAUUGUCGCCGAAUGCAUGCCACAAACCCUUCUCGAGGCGCUUUCUCCAAAUACUGCUCCGACGAAUGUGGCAUCAAUGGGAGCGCAGCGGUGGCAAACGUGACCUGCUUUGGGAAAGCGUCAAGAACGCGGAAAAGCGCGAGGGCGUCGUCGUGUGCGCGGACGUGACGAUGGAGAUCGACAGAAAGCCCUCCCCUGCGCCUGUAUCCACACAGAAGCGCAAGGCGAACCGUGAAAUUGCAUGCCUGAAUACGCGCCUCGAGAAUGUGGUGAGGGAGCGCGAGACGAUGAAGCAUGAGAUGGAUAUGGUAUUGUGGAGGGAGAAGCUUGUGAAACUUGCGUCUGAGCGUGCGGACAGGGAGGAUGAGUGCGGGUGGGAUCAAAGGCUUUGUUUCGGUGAGGAGGAGUGGGAUGAUUUUGGUGCGGAGGUUUUGGAGAGCUAUGAGGAGAAGGCGAAGGAGGAAGCGACGGACGAUGCCAUGCAGGUGGAUGGUGUUACGACGAGUCAUGGAGAGUGGUGGUGUACAGGGAAGAAAAAGUGUGAGCGGCAUUCAGGGUGGCAAAAAUUACGCGCUGCCGAGGUUGCUUUCGAUAAAGAAACGAAGGAAACAAUCCUCUCGACCCUCACCACUCGUGAACGCGAAAUAAGGAAAGGAAUCGAAGAUAUAUUAUAUCCACCGUCAACGAAUGCCUCUCAGGCGCCGCCCAAGCCCUCGCUUGCAGAUUCGCCACUUAAUGGCUCUAGCAAGCCUCGGAUUAACGGGGAGGCUGCGGAAAAGGGGAAAAAGAAGAAAUCGUAA
This is a messenger RNA of Suillus paluster, 4368 nucleotides long. RefSeq lists its product as uncharacterized. Gene Ontology annotation, biological process: positive regulation of DNA-templated transcription. The record is from RefSeq and is a predicted model, not a curated record. The transcript has 7 exons. Bases 1 to 4368 code for a protein of 1455 amino acids. NCBI's taxonomy places the organism in Eukaryota, Fungi, Basidiomycota, Agaricomycetes, Boletales, Suillaceae. Gene Ontology annotation, cellular component: Set1C/COMPASS complex.